AGUGACUGACUGAGUGAGCGUCUCCAAAGUUUCACCGGCCUCUCGCAGACUCAGCUCCUGCAGCACGUUUCACUGUUGACCAAACAAACCGAGCACCGAACCGGACUGACCUGCGGGCACGGAGGCGCAGCGGAGCGCACGGAGGAGCGCACAGAGGAGCGCACAGAGGAGUGAGGAAGAGGAGGAGGAGAAAGUUCUUUUAAAGGACUCUGCUGGAGGAGUAACCCAUGAAACAAAGAGUAAAUGUACUACUGUAGCUCCACACUGACUGACUGACUGACUGACUGACUGUCCUCCAGCCUGCACACGCUCAGGAGGAAGAUCAUGGACUGAAACUCUCGGAUCUGCUCCCUCUUUCUGGUUUUGCUUUGGGAUCACACUAACAACACAUGAGUGGGACUGACCGGACGCGCGCUUUCCACACAGUCAAUCCUCGGGGAUUAAAAUAACGAGGGCAAUGGAUAAUUUCUUCACGGAGGGUGACCGGGUGUGGUUACGGGAGGAUGAGCAGUAUCUUCCCAGCACCGUGUCCUCGUGCUCUGGAGGUGUUGUUGUCUUUGCCACAGACUAUGGGCAGGUGUACACCUACAAGCAGAAUGCACUCACCCGCCAGAAGGUGCAGCCCAUGCACCACAGCAGCAUCCGAGGGGUGGAGGACAUGGCGACCCUCGAGGACCUUCACGAUGGCGCCAUCCUGCACAACCUCUUCCUGCGCUACCAGCAGAGACACAUCUACACGUACAUCGGUUCCAUCCUGGCGGCGGUGAACCCUUACCAGACGCUGCCCGGCCUGUACGACCAUCCGGCCGUGGAGAUGUACAGCCGACACCACCUUGGCGAAAUCUCCCCGCACAUCUUUGCGGUCGCCAACGAGUGCUACCGCUCGCUGUGGAAGAGGCUGCAGAACCAGUGUGUCCUGAUCAGCGGAGAGAGCGGCGCUGGGAAAACAGAAAGCACCAAGCUGAUCCUGAAGUUCCUGUCGUGCAUGAGCCAGCACUCCCUGGAGGUAUCGUCCAGAGACAGGACGUCACACGUGGAGGAGGCGCUUCUGGAGAGCAGUCCCAUCAUGGAGGCCUUUGGAAACGCCAAGACCGUCUACAACAACAACUCCAGCCGCUUUGGGAAGUUUGUCCAGCUGCAUUUCAGCCAGAAGGGCAACAUCCAGGGAGGCAGAAUUGUUGACUACCUCUUAGAGAAGAACCGAGUGGUCCGACAGAACCCGGGGGAGAGGAACUAUCACAUUUUCUACGCCCUGUUAGCAGGAACCAACACCCAGCAGAAAGACGCGUUCGGGUUGACCCACGCUGACAGCUACCAUUACCUGAGACAGUCCAGCUGCCACCCUGACAAGACAAUCAACGACAACGGCACUUUUCAGGAUGUUCUGAAUUCCAUGCGGACGAUGCAGUUUACAGAGGAGAACAUCGGGGAGAUCCUGCGCCUCCUGGCCGGGAUCCUCCACGCAGGGAACAUCGAGUUCAUGACGGCCGGAGGAGCACAAGUCUCCUCCAAAUCAGCAGCUCUCAGCCGGACGUCCGACCUCCUGGGGUUGAACCCAGAUCAGCUGGCCGAGGUCCUGACCCACCGGUCCAUGAUCCUCAGGGGCGAGGAGAUCUCCACGCCACUCACUGUGGAGCAGGCGGUGGACUCCAGAGACUCCAUGGCCAUGGCACUUUAUUCUCAGUGUUUCAACUGGAUCACCUGCAAGCUCAACAACCGCAUCAGGGGCAAAGAAGACUUCAAGUCCAUCAGCAUCCUGGACAUCUUUGGAUUUGAGAACUUUGAGGUCAACCGCUUUGAGCAGUUCAACAUCAACUAUGCAAAUGAGAAGCUUCAGGAAUAUUUUAACAAGCACAUUUUCUCCCUGGAGCAACUUGAAUACAACAAGGAAGGCCUGGCUUGGGUUGACAUCAACUGGAUGGACAACGGAGAGUGUCUGGAUCUGAUCGAGAAGAAACUGGGUCUCCUGGCACUGAUGAAUGAGGAGAGUCACUUCCCCAAAGCCACAGAUGACACCUUAUUGGAGAAGCUCCACAGCCAGCACUCAAAAAACUCUUUCUAUGUGAAACCACGUGUUGCUGUGCACUACUUUGGAGUCAAGCACUAUGCAGGAGAGGUGGUGUACGAUGUGAGGGGCAUGUUGGAGAAGAACAGGGACACUUUCAGAGACGACAUCCUCAACCUGCUGAGGGAGAGCAGGUUGGACUUUGUCUACGAUCUGUUUGAACACGUAUUGAGCCGAAACAAACAGGACACUCUGAAGAGCAGCUCCAAGCACAGACGGCCCACUGUCAGCUCCCAGUUUAAGGAUUCUUUGCACUCCCUGAUGGCCACACUCAGCACUUCUAACCCGUAUUUCAUCCGAUGCAUCAAACCAAAUACACACAAGAUGCCUGACCAGUUUGACCAGACGUUGGUUCUGAACCAGCUCAGAUACUCCGGCAUGUUGGAGACGGUCAAGAUUCGACGCACCGGCUUCCCCGUCCGGAGACCUUUCCAAGACUUCUGCUCCAGGUACAAGGUGUUGAUGCGGGGCGUGAUGCUGCCAGAUGACCCCAGGGGGAGCUGCGUCCAGCUGCUGCACCUCUAUGACAGCAGCAGUGCAGAGUGGCAGCUGGGCAAGAGCAAGGUCUUUCUUCGGGAGUCGCUGGAGCAUCGCCUGGAGAAGCAGAGGGAGAUGGAGGUUCUGAAAGCGGCCAUGAUCAUCCAGGCCCACGUCAUGGGCUACAUGGCCAGGAAGCAGUACAGGAAGCUGCUGCAGUGCAUUGUGGUUAUUCAGAAGAACUACCGGGCUUUCUACUGGAGGAGGAAGUUCCUGCUCCUCCGCUGGGCAGCGCUCACCUUCCAGAAACGUGUGCGAGGCCAGCUAGCCCGCCGGGCCUACAGCCAGCUGCUGGAGGAGAGGAGGAGGAGGAGGGAGGAAGAGGAGGAGUGCCGCAGGAGGAUGGAGGAGGAGAUGGAGAGGGAGAAACAGAGGCUGGAGGCUGAGAGACUCGCCAGAGAGGCUGAGGAGGCCAGAAGACUUCAGGAGGAGCUUCAUCGCAUUGAGGAGUUAGUCUCUGUGGCUCAGCCUCUGCCUGCAGUUGCAGCUGCAACAUCACCGGACACCUUGGAGGAGCUGGAGUCAGCAGAGGCCCUCGAGGAGGCGCCUGAAGAAGAGGAGCCAGUCCGUCCUCAUGAAGCGACUCAGGUGGAGGAGAUCCUGCGACUGGAGCGGGAGAUCCAGGCGUUGCAGAGGCAGAAGGAGCGUCAGGAGCUCUCUCUGACUGAGGCCUCCCUCAACCGCCUGCAGCUUCUCCGUGACCAGGAGCUCCGGCGUCUGGAGGAUGAAGCCUGCAAGGCGGCGCAGCAGUUCCUCGACUCUCUGAACUUUGACGAAAUCGAUGAGUGCGUAAGGAACAUUGAAAGCUCAUUGGGAGUUGGCGAAGGGGAAGAGAAGGAGAAAGAGGGUAGACGGAGGAGAGGUAAUGAUGAGGAAGAGGUGGAUGAAGGGUUUGGGGCUGAUGAUGAGGCCUUCAAAGACUCGCCGAACCCAAGUGAACAUGGCCACUCAGACGGCCAGCGGACAAGUGGGAUCCGGACAAGUGAUGACUCAUCUGAAGAAGAUCCAUACGCCAACGAUGGUGUGAUCCCACCACUGCCGCCAACCACCCUGCUUCACCAGCCGCCUUUACCACCAGUGCCCCCCGCCUGCCACAGCGCCUCCUCCAGCGGGGACUCGGCCUACUGCCACCCCCAGGCUUCAUCCGAGGCUCAGUCCGACGACCUGGUGGAGCUCAUACCGCCAGACGAGGAUUCAGACUACGACCAGGAUGACUACGAUGAGGGCGCCAUCGUGUCCAGUGGCAGCAUGGCCUUCUCUAACCCUCGCAGCGGCCAGUGGUCUCCUGACUACCGCGGCUCUGUAGGCACCUACAACAGCUCAGGGGCUUACCGUUUCAGCUCGGAGGGGGCUCAGUCAUCGUUUGAGGACAGCGAGGACGACUUCGACAGGUUCGACACCGAUGAUGAGCUGUCGUAUCGGCGGGACUCCGUCUACAGCUGCGUCACGCUCCCAUACUUCCACAGCUUCCUCUACAUCAAAGGCGGUCUGAUAAACACGUGGAAGCGGCGCUGGUGUGUUCUAAAGGAUGAGACCUUCCUGUGGUUCCGGGCCAAGCAGGAGGCUCUGAAGCAGGGCUGGCUGCACAAGAAGGGAGGGGGCUCGUCCACACUGUCCCGCCGCAACUGGAAGCGCCGUUGGUUCGUGCUGCGACAGAGCAAGCUCAUGUACUUUGAGAACGACGGCGAGGACAAAAUGAAGGGGGUGCUGGACAUGCAUAAUGCCAAAGAGAUCAUUGAUAACACCGGUAAGGAGAAUGGAAUCGACAUUGUGAUGCCAGACAGGACCUACCAUCUGAUUGCAGAGUCUGCCGAGGAUGCCAGCCAGUGGUUCAGCGUGCUGAGUCAGGUCCACGGCUCUACAGAACAGGAGAUCAGAGAGAUGCACGAUGAGCAGGCCAACCCCCAGAAUGCUGUGGGAACGUUGGAUGUGGGAAUGAUCGAUUCAGUCUGUGCGUCAGAUAAUCCAGAGAGGCCGAACUCCUUCGUCAUGAUCACGGCGAACCGCGUGCUGCACUGCAACGCCGACACGCCCGAGGAGAUGCACCACUGGAUCACUCUGCUGCAGCGCUCCAAAGGAGACACCCGCGUGGAUGGACAGGAGUUCAUCAUUCGAGGCUGGUUGCAAAAGGAGAUGAAGAACAGCACCAAAGCCUCGCUGAAGCUGAAGAAACGCUGGUUCCUGCUUACCCACAAUUCCCUGGACUACUACAAGAGUUCGGAGCGUAACGCCCUGAAGCUGGGAACGCUGGUGCUGAACAGCCUCUGCUCAGUGGUUCAGCCCGACGAAAAGGUCUUCAAAGAGACCGGCUACUGGAACGUGAUCGUGUACGGCCGCAAACACUCGUACCGUCUCUACUGUAAGCUGCUGAAUGAGGCCAUGCGUUGGGCCAACUCCAUCCAGAACGUCAUCGACACCAAAGCGCCCAUUGACACGCCGACCCAGCAGCUCAUCCAGGACAUCAAGGAGAACUGUCUGAACCUGGAGGUGGUGGAGCAGAUCUAUAAGAGGAACCCUAUCCUUCGCUACAGCCACCACCCGCUGCACUCACCGCUGCUGCCGCUGCCCUACGGAGAUAUCCACCUCACCGUUCCGAGAAACAGGAGCUACACAACGCUGCAGGACGAAGCCCUCAAAGUGUUCAGCUCUCUGCAGCACCUGGAGGGCGUGGCCGACCCUGUGCCCAUCAUCCAGGGCAUCUUGCAGACCGGCCAGGAGCUCAAACCACUGCGGGACGAGCUCUUCUGUCAGCUGAUCAAGCAGACGACGCGACCGCCGCAGCCUGGCAGCCCCGGGAACCUCUGCAGCUGGAAGAUCCUGGCCUGCAUGUCCUGCACCUUCGUCCCGACCAGGAGCAUCCUCAGAUACCUCAAGUUCCACCUGAGGAGGACCCGAGAACUCUUCCCCGGCUCGGAGAUGGAUCGCUACUCCGCCUUCGCCAUCGACUCCCUGAGGAAGACUCGAGCCAGAGAGAACGUCCCGUCGCAGGAGGAGAUCCGCUCCAUCGUGGCCCGACAGGACAUGAGCACCACCGUUCACUGUCAUGGGGGAGGAUCCUGCAAGAUCACCAUCAACUCGCACACAACAGCUGGAGAGGUGGUGGAGAAGCUGAUCCGCGGCCUGGCCAUGGAGGACAGCAGGAACAUGUUUGCUCUGUUUGAACACAACGACACCACAGAGAAAGCCAUCGAGAGCCGCAUGGUGGUGGCCGACGUGCUCGCCAAGUUUGAGAAGCUUUCAGCCAGCGCAGACGAACACAACACCGGAUGGAAGUUUUACUUCAAGCUCUACUGCUUCUUGGACACGGACAAUGUUCCCAAAGACAGCGUGGAGUUCGCCUUCAUGUUUGAGCAGGCCCAUGAAGCCGUCAUCCGUGGUCAGUAUCCGGCCCCUGAGGAGACUCUUCAGUUCCUGGCUGCCCUGAGACUUCAGUACCUCCUGGGCGAUCACAGCUCCCAGGCCAACCUCCCUGAAAUGUCCCAGGUGUUCCCCAUGGGGCGAUUGCGGGCCCGGGUGCAGAACUCAGCCAAGACGUUUGCUCCAGGCACUGGCUCGGUGGCUGACCGCUCUGGGACGGCUGAGAGAAAACGCUCGAGCUUCCUGGAGGGAACGCUGAGGCGGAGCUUCAGGAGUGGCUCCCUGAGUCGGCAGAAGCUGGAGGAGGAGAACAGCCUGGAGGUGUGGAUGAGGGAGGAGGCGGCAGCGGUGAGAACCAGUGUGAUGGACAAGUGGAAGAAACUGCAGGGGAUGAACCAGGAACAGGCCAUGGUCAAAUAUAUGACUCUGGUAAAGGAGUGGAAGGGAUACGGAUCCACGCUGUUCAAUGUCGAGUGUCGGGACGGCACAUUCCCUUCUGAGCUGUGGUUGGGCGUGAGCCGGGAGGCCAUAUCGGUGUACAAACGAGGAGAGCCAUGGCCUCUGGAAGUUUUCCCGUAUGAACAGAUUCUCUCCUUCGGAGCUCCACUGCCCAACGCCUACAAGAUCGCUGUGGAAGGCCGAGAGCUGGUCUUUGAAACACAAAUGGUCAUGGACAUCGCCAAGCUCAUGAAGGCCUACAUCAGCAUGAUCGUCAAGAAGCGCUACAGCAACUGCCAGUCCGUCAGCAGCCACGGCAGCCAGUGCAGCGCCUGGUGAACUCUGCCCUUUAACCUUUGAACUUAUGGCCACUUGCCGGAGUGCCACAGAAGGCUGAGAGCGGCAGCCGCUGGCCAUGCAUGGACGCACGUCCUCGGCAAUCUGUACAUUUGACAUGUCAGACUGACUGAAUGCUGGAGACAAACCACAAUGCUCUUAAUGUUAACUAGCUCAAAUUAUUAUUUUAUGACUGGUUUCAUUCCAAAACAUUAAACAUCCACACCGGAUAGAUCAGAACUUCAAAGGAAAUGCAGUCAGCAAUCAUUGCAAGCUGCAAGGACUUUCAAAAAAUACUCUGCAGGUGACUGGAUGAACUGUCUGUCUAUUACUGUCUAUCAUGGGCACACUUCACCCAAUCAGAUCAACAAACCAUAAAAUGUAGUCAAACUCUUACUGAAGCCAGUCGGGGGAAGAGCGAAAACAUCUUUGCCAUCAAAAAAGCCUUCAGUGUCGUUCUUAGCUCUUCUUCUACGCUAACCUCUAUGUGAUCACCCCCAUAGCUGUUAGUAGUUCCUCAAAGGACACUGAUUGGUCUGGUACCACUGUACCAGCCACAAAUGCAUAGAUUGAAGCCUGGGUAGAUGGAUUCUCACAUGAUCUCAUGUCCAGCUGUCUCACAAGGUUAUCUAGGAAGUGGACGAAACCAGAAAAGUUGUGCAUCUCUUUGGGAAAAAGUUUCAACAAUGUUCAAAAUAUGGUGGCCUUUGUUUCCAAAGGUUCCAAUGGUUAGAAAGUUAAGGGAUGACCAAACCAAAUUUCUUUGGUUGCCAGCUUUUCAAAUCUCCCUCCAACGAACUAACUACUUGAGUCAUUUAAGUAGUACUUUGUAAUUGGGCAGUGCAAACUUGGAGAGAACUGGAUAAAUUGACCUCAAUAUCCUCAAUUAAUUGCCCAUUAGAGCCAUGAAGGGCUUGAAUCUAAGGUUUUAUGACCAGGAUGACAUCUUAAAAAACCUGGGGAUUGUCUAACUGCAAAAAACUACAUUGACUUAAAACUGGCUCAUAACAAAAGUACAUGAUGGAAACAACUAAUCAGAACCAUUGAUCAACUCACAAAGUACCCAAAUACAAAAGAGACCAAAGAAAACCAGCUGAAGGUUUAACACAACCUUGUUUUCUCAUCAGUUCGCUCUAAAAGUGUGGAUGUGUCUUGUUUUGGAAUGAAACGGUUCAUUUCUUUCCCGACGCUAACAUGCUGUGGCACUAUAAGGACGGUUGUUGCAGGAUGGGGCUACUUGUUACUGAGGUUUAUGUUUGUGUGCCUGUAUGUGUGUUUGUCUGUGUGUGUGUGUGUGUGUACGUGUGUGUGUGUGUGUGUGUGUGUGUGUGUGUGUGUGUGUGUGUGUGUGUGUGUGUGUGUGUGUGUGUGUGUGUGUGUGUGUGAAUGUGAGUUUUAAGAGAGGUGUGUCUACAUGUCUGAAUGUAAAAAAAAAAAGAGCAGAAAAUAGAGAAAAGAAACCAGUUAAAGCCUACAAGCCUUUUCCUCUGCUUUGAAAAACUCUGGGACUUGACCUUCGAUACAAACCUUCUCCAGGAUGAACUGUAAAUAAUAUGCAACUGUACUCAAGCAUUUCAAGUUUGUGAUUGAUUGUUUGUGAUUGAUUUGCUGGUGAUACGAAGGUCACACAAGUGCCUGUUCAAUCUAAAGCAGGACGAACUCAAGUCAGACUUUGUCUUACCGAUGCCACUCUUGUUCCUGUGUAACCAGAAUCUGGAAGGUGCUCCCAUGUUCCCUUUAACUACCAAUGUACUUACACUGCAGAAUCGUCCACUUAUGUAAGUCAUUCAAGCUAAACUCGAGUAUUGAAACUAUAUUUUUCUUGUAAACUCUCCAGUAAAUCUAAUGUUAUCACAUUCACUCCCCAAAUCUUUGUUGGAAAAACUCAGAAGAAGAAGAAGAAGACUUGCUCUCAAAGAAGAUUUCAAGAGACCUUGGUGGUCUUCUUUGUGAGCAAGUGCUUCUUAUUCAUUUGAGUUUUUCCAUCACAACUGGCGUCAUGAACAGGAUCCUGUAACUCCACCAGACUUUUGUUUGUCGGGAUAAAAGCAUUAGUUUUUAAUUGCAACACCACAAACAUCCCCUUCAAACUGCAGAGGCCUGAAGUCAUUUAUCACCAAUGUACUGGGAUAUAUACUUCAAUAUUUUGGCCUUCUUCAUUCUAAUGUUCCUGCAUACUAAAAGAUCAGUAAUCAUUCUUCUUUGUUGAGUACAUUUCAACCACAGUCGUCUUUCUUAGUUUACAUAAUUGCUUCCCUGCACCUGCAAAUGCACAAAAUCCACAAAAUAUGACUGAAUAUGAAUAUGUCUCAUCUUUUCAAACCCUCUGGAUGUCACAGUCCUUGAAUGACACAUUACGUAACGCCCUUUUAGGUAACUCGAUUGGCGAUGGUUAAAACAUUAGAAGUUAGCUGUGGGUUUUGAUGCGAUCAAUCAGAUUUUAGUUUGAAUGACUUGCUCAGCUGGACUGCCUUCAGUGUAACAUUCCUACAACAUUUCACUGGAGCUCCGCGGGCGGCAGAUCCAUCCAAAGACGCGUGUGCAGGUUUCUUCCACGGUGCCUUGUUGUAUAUUGUGUACACUUAUUUUGUUUUUCCAUGUGUGGUUCCUUUUUUGGUAUAAAGUGCAAUGUUAUAUAUAUAUAUUAUAUAAUCAUGUGGCUGUACAUUUUAUACUGUAAGUGUUUGCCUUCUAUUUUUUCUCCUGAAUCAUGACCACAUGGCGAUUUUCUCAAGAUAAAAGUCUUUACUGUAUUUUUCUCUACGCAACCAUCCAGCUGACUGUGGAUCUUUGACACAAUACUGGUAUCUGUUUUUUUAAUCUGUAUUAGCUGUUCUAUGUAUUGAAAAGAUAAUUUUAACAAUAAAUGGUUACAUAUUUGGUCUGAAGGUG
Messenger RNA from Dicentrarchus labrax (European seabass), 9625 nucleotides. It is a transcript of the gene myo10, whose product is annotated as myosin X. The coding region runs from base 458 to 6736 and encodes 2092 amino acids. The record is from RefSeq and is a predicted model, not a curated record. Gene Ontology annotation, molecular function: ATP binding; protein binding; cytoskeletal motor activity. The transcript is spliced from 41 exons. Gene Ontology annotation, cellular component: cytoskeleton; myosin complex. Lineage: Eukaryota; Metazoa; Chordata; Actinopteri; Moronidae.